AUGCAAAGGAGUUCAAAAAAACCAUCAUCGACAAAGUUCAGCGAUGAAAAUGUCGUGAUAAAACCUAGAGAGAAACCAUGGUUUUUUAAAGACGGAAAAGUGGCGGCAGUGCGAGCAAAGUAUUCAAACGAGCUCGGUAGACAUGAUGCAAAGUUAAUGCCGUGGCAAGAUCCAAGUGAUCGCUUUGAAAAUCAGCUGAUGUUCAUUCCGCCAAAUUAUGAUGAGAAAAAGGUGGAGAAAAACAAAACGAUUUUAUUCUAUAAUUUUGAAGAGGAACCAUGGUGGUACAUUCAUGAUAAAUGGUUUACAAAUAAAAGGUGUCCAGUUCAUCGAUGUCAAUUCACAAAGAAUCGCAAGGAAGCAAAUACGGCCGAUUUUAUCAUGUUUACCAGACAACGUGACACACAACAUUUAACUAAACAACCACAUCAAGUUUACGCAUUUUCUAGACUCGAGAGUCCACUUACUUGGCACGAAACAUUUCCAAACUCAAUCAUUUAUAAUUGGACAAUAACAUAUAGGCACGACAGUACGAUUCCAAUUCAUUACUCGAAGUGGGUGUAUUUCGAUCCGCGAAUAAAGCAAAUGAAACAAACUCGAAACUAUGCCCGAAAUAAAACGAAAAAAGUCGCUAUGAUUGUGUCGAACUGUGCAGCAAAUAAUGAUCGACAGAUAUACGCAGAGACACUCCAGAAAUACAUCGAAGUUGACAUAUACGGUAGAUGUGGAACGAAAAAUUGUUCCAAAAAGGGAGAAUGGAACAAAGAGUCAUCAUCGUGUCUAGAUCUCAUAUCAAAAGAAUAUAAAUUCUAU
Contarinia nasturtii (swede midge) is the source of this 813-nucleotide messenger RNA. Its product is annotated as glycoprotein 3-alpha-L-fucosyltransferase A-like. Lineage: Eukaryota; Metazoa; Arthropoda; Insecta; Diptera; Cecidomyiidae. The transcript is spliced from 5 exons. The record is from RefSeq and is a predicted model, not a curated record. Gene Ontology annotation, cellular component: membrane. Gene Ontology annotation, molecular function: alpha-(1->3)-fucosyltransferase activity. The annotation marks the transcript as partial.